Centropristis striata (black sea bass) is the source of this 1822-nucleotide messenger RNA. It is a transcript of the gene pnp5b, whose product is annotated as purine nucleoside phosphorylase 5b. The coding region runs from base 112 to 1002 and encodes 296 amino acids. Gene Ontology annotation, biological process: nucleoside metabolic process. Gene Ontology annotation, cellular component: cytoplasm. Gene Ontology annotation, molecular function: purine-nucleoside phosphorylase activity. Lineage: Eukaryota; Metazoa; Chordata; Actinopteri; Perciformes; Serranidae. The transcript has 6 exons. The record is from RefSeq and is a predicted model, not a curated record.
UGGGGGUGUAAACCUAAAACCGACCUCUCCAUCAGGAAACCCGGACAAACCUGAGAGACUCAUUUUAACACGGAACAACCUGCCACAUUGUGAUCCGCAUCACAUUUCAUCAUGUUCAGCGUAUCCGAGAUCGUGUCUGGUGAAAGCUACGAGGAGUGUCGGACCACAGCCGACUGGCUGCUGUCCAGCACGCAGGUGCGGCCGACUGUGGGAAUCGUGUGCGGUUCAGGUCUGGGGGGGCUGGCUGAGAUGCUCAAGGACCCUCAGGUCUUCAAAUACAGCGACAUUCCCAACUUCCCCCGGAGCACAGUGCAUGGUCAUGCUGGCCAGCUGGUGUUUGGAACACUAAAAGGGAAGCCGUGUGUUUGCAUGCAGGGCAGAUUCCACCUGUACGAGGGCUACCCCAUCCAGAAGAUCACAUUGCCCAUGCGCGUCUUCAAGCUGAUGGGCGUGGAGACGAUCAUCCUGACCAACGCAGCCGGAGGCCUCAACCAGGACUACAAAGUGGGAGACGUCAUGAUCCUCAAGGACCACAUCAACAUGCCGGGCUUCGCUGGGAUCAGCCCGCUGUCUGGACCAAAUGAUGACAGGUUUGGAGUCCGCUUCCCCUGCAUGUCUGACGCCUACGACCGUGAGCUGCGGCAGCUGGCCCAUGAUGUGGCAUCAGAGCUGGGCUACAACGACUUCCUACGGGAGGGAGUGUACUGCGUCCUGGGAGGUCCUUCCUUUGAAACUAUCGCUGAGUGUCGCAUGCUGCACAGGCUGGGAGCAGAUGCUGUCGGGAUGAGCACCGUCCAUGAGGUCAUCGUCGCCCGCCACGCCGGGAUGCGUUGCUUCGCCCUGUCGCUGAUCAGCAACCGGGCUGUGAUGGACUACGACAGCCAGGAGAAGGCCAACCACGAAGAGGUCCUGGAGACGGGCCGGCUGAGGGCCGAGCAGCUGGAGAAGCUGGUGUCCACCAUGGUGGCUCGGCUGGAGCACAACAACAACAACUCCUUCUGAACACGUGACUGAUGACGCUGCACCUGGUCCUGCUUUAUCUCUGCGUCACAGCAAGGUUUUGUUUUUUUUAAUGCUUUUUCGAACGCUAAAAAAAUCUGUAGAGUUAUAAACCCCCAGGCUGGGUUUCCUACUGGGUAAACUAGUUUGUUUGCUUUGUUUCCACUGACUGUUACUUUAAGUCUCGUCUUAAAAUCCUGGAAACUGGUCCACUUUUUUUUUUAUAUACACUCCUCUACCAGCAACGUUUACAUUUAUGAGGUGUACAGAUGAAUGAAAAAAUUAUCUGAAAGAUCCCUGCUGUGAUAUAUUAUACUGUAUUCAGCUAGUGUUUCAGUGAAACAGCAUCAUAUUGUAAUUUCUAAAAUAACUUAACUUAAAAAUAUACCUAUUUAUUGUUUCAGUGCUUUUUACAUUCCAUGAUAUCAGUUAACAACUAAUAUGAUAUUUACGUUAUUUAAUGUAGAGGGCCAACUCAUCACGCAUGUCUUCAUAAGAUCAUGGCUGAAAGGUGGAAAUAAUAAUUUCAUAUAGUGUAAAAGAGGUGUAAAAUGUUCUAAAAAAUAUUUAUACUAAUUGUAUUUAAAUUGUGUUUGUUUAUUUGCUUUGAUAAUAUAUCGAGAGUUUGAUGAACAGUUAUGAAAGGGAUUAUAAUAACCUGCAUGGGACAGUUACCAAAGUCUGUAGAUUAAAAAUCUCCUUCCAUGUCUUAUCACUGUGUUAGCACACCGGGAUGUCUGUGCUUUUAGAGGUACUUUACUACUUACACUGUACAAACUGUGGAUCUACUUUUACAAUAAAAUGACUCAACUUGAAGGAAAAA